Molecule: messenger RNA, 2397 nt
Organism: Westerdykella ornata
Lineage: Eukaryota; Fungi; Ascomycota; Dothideomycetes; Pleosporales; Sporormiaceae
Exons: 1
Coding region: 291-2240 (649 amino acids)
Source: RefSeq, a predicted model, not a curated record
ACGCCGUGUACCUUGAAGAGAUUCACAAGCUGGUUGAUGGGCAUCCGCUCGCCUUGACCCAGCUCACAAAUUACCUGAUUCUCCUAGGGCCAUCGGUAACUCCAAAAGAAUACUUCCAUGGGCUUCUUCAGGGAAACCCAAUGUCGAUCCACCCGGAACUCAGCCCGGACGAAUUUCUAGCGGAGCAAUGACUGGAUCAUGAAGGGGCGCGUAGCUUGACGGAGGCAUUCGAGGUCAUUCGUCAUUUUGCAGAGAAGCAUAGUGGUCUGGCGGGUUCGCUACUUUCGGCAAUGACACUCUUCUGGAAGAUCAUGCCACGAAAAUAUCUGCCGCUUCUUGACAAGCUCCAAAAGCGCGAACGGAAAGAGCAAGAUGGGGAAGGGAAACGAGAUGCUGACUGGAAAGAGGUUGAAGAGCGCGCGAACGCAGGAGAACUUGACGAAAGAAUGAAGCAGCUGGGCUUGGAUCGUGGCUCGAUGAUGAAUUUCAUAGCGGAAGCGAACAAACCGUCCAUCUUCGGCUCAGAAGUCACACCUGAAUAUGCGGAGGCCGCCAAGGCGCUGUCCACUCACGAUGGACAGUUUAUAUUUCAUUUUGCGAUGGAGAAGCAGCUUCCUGGCUUGAUGGAGAAGCAUCCGGAAGCCGCCGAAGAAAUUCGCGAACUCUUCAUGGGGAUUGAGAGCAUUGAGGACGUGGGAAUGCUCUUCGCGUCCAUCUUGAGACCUGAUCUAGCUAGCGCGUUGCAGCAAUUGGUCCAACUGCAGCGGAGCGUCGAGAAAGACGGAUUGGAUAUAUUCCAGGCCCAGCAUCUCAUCCGGCCACUCUCAUCUCAGGAGCUUCCGCCUGGAGUCGCCGACUUGCAAUAUUACAAAAUCAGUCCGAUGCUUACUAUAGCGUUAAGAGCUCAGAAUGCGUGGCUCGAGGACGAAGCCUUGGUCAAUAGCUGUCGCGUCGCACACACGUUACUGUAUGCGCGUCGAUGUUGGAACUGGCCCGCUCCGACCCCUUAUAGCAGCAACUCGGCGGCUGCUGAAGCGCGAAUUGUAUCCAAUCUUGAGUUCUACAAUAUCGCGGCUGCGGUGUCGGCGGGCCAGCUGAUAUUUGACAAGACGUCAAGGGGCUUCAUCAUCGAGGAUUGCGUGGCGACGCUCAUAAUGGACAUAGAAUGGGGCUUGGUCAGUGAUAGCACGCGUGUUCCAGCUGUCCAGAUGCUGUGGGAGGAAAGCCUGCAAGGGCUCGAAAAGCAAAUGAAAGAGCUAGAGAAGAGUCCAAAGCGGCCUGUACGACUAAAUAAGGUCCAAUCGAUGCUCUACAGCAUCCUUCAGCAGGAUAACGAGUUAACGGACGAACAAUUCCAAGUGGAGAUGCAUCUCAGCUCUCGGCGCCGGGCUUGCCUGGGUCUUUCGGUGGCCCUUCUCAAAUUCUACACGCACGUUGACGAUCAGAGAAGGAACAAACACCGUGAUUCAAUCCGGUACAUCGUGAAGGCGCUCAAGAAUGACACCCACCCAGUAAUUAAGGAGACCACGGAUAAGCUGAUACCAUUGAUGGACUUUGCACAGCACUAUGCCGAUUCGACAGUUGGUUGGUUUCCGUUCAGUUUGAAGGCUACGCAGGCCAAGUUGAGCAACAUCGUGCAGGACGAGCUGAUACCUGCCUUCACAGCCGAGAGGCGGCUCUCGUUCGACGCGAAGGAUCCAGAACAGGUGGCCGCACGGCUGCAGAACAUGUCGCAGUUCUCGACCAUAGCCCAGUUCAACGAGACAAUUGUGAAGAUCUGGGAGGAGCAUGGGGCGGGCAGGCACGACGAGGCUCUACGGCUGCUCGAGUCGAUGCUCAAGCACGAGACCGACUACGGGCAGAACGACCCAGGCCGGCGGUCGACGCUGCUGUUCAUGAGGUGCAUCAUCACCUACAAGCAGGAGCGCUUCACGGACGCGCUACGGGACCUGGAGGAAUCGCAGCGACUGUACGACAUCAGCAAUACGACGUCCUCGUUCGCCCCGUGGCGGAGGUUCAUGGGGCUCAUGCGGCGCUUUCUCGUCUGGCAGGUCCGCAUGGAGGCCAAAUCAAGCGUCAAGCUGACCAUGGUGCCCUGUAGUGGGUGCGGAGUGGCCAGAGGCACGCGACGUUGCAUCGGCUGUCUUUACGUAGGGUACUGUUCUUCGAAGUGUCAAAAGAAGGACUGGAAGGAGCAUAAGAAGAUAUGCAAGAGCAUUUUCUCUGGCUACUGCAUCUAGGCUAAUGACGCUGGAGAUGCGGCUACUAGAUUAAGUAAGAUUUUAGAGAAGUGAAGGUAUACUAUAGAACUGUAUUAUAAGGGCAGAUGAUCGCUCAUUAGAUGGAUCGUCUAGAUCGCAUUGCUAUAGGUAAAAUGCGCGCUCCAGGCAACCGUGC